AUGUCAUCAUGGGUGUCGACCGAUGCGCAACCUGGAUUCUCAUUACAGAAUCUCCCUUACGGCGUCUUCAGCACUUCGGAUGACUCGAGGCACCGCAUCGGAGUGGCAAUCGGGAGCAAUGUGCUCGACUUGAGAAUUCUCGCUCAGAAGCAGGUAUUCAAGCCGUUGGAUUUCGACCUGAGCAGUUUGGAGCAGGCCACAUUGAACUGUUAUGCAGGCCUCGGACACGAGGUACACAACAAAGUACGACGGUUCUUGCAAGAAAUAUUAAGCUCGGACACCUUGUCUGCCGACAUCCUCCGAGACAAUGCUGAGCUUCGAAAUGCAGCACUUAUUCCAAUGGAAGAGGCCCAAAUGCAUCUUCCAAUGGCCAUCGGUGACUAUACUGAUUUCUUCACAAGUCCUUACCAUGCCCGAAAUUGUACCGAGAUAGUCAGGCCAGGUACGCACCUACCGCACAAUUUCUGGAGAAUGCCACUGGGCUAUCACGGCCGUGUCUCUUCCAUUGUCGUCUCCGGAACCCCUAUUCAACGGCCAAAAGGCCAGUUUUUGUCGAAUGAUUCACCAACCUUCGGACCAAGUCAGAAGCUUGAUUUCGAAGUCGAAUUCGCCGCUUUCAUCGGUGGAGGAAAUGAGAUAGGAACACCUAUUAGCGUUGAUGAGGCUGAAUCCCACAUCUUCGGCUUUGUACUCCUGAACGACUGGUCUGCACGUGACAUCCAGAGGGCAGAGACUGGACUCAUGGGUCCUUUAAACGGCAAAAAUUUCGCGACGUCCAUCUCUCCUUGGAUUAUCCCUUUGGAAGCACUGGAGCCUUUCCGGACUGCACCACUACUGGAGGUCAGUUUAUCCCGCGUUAUCAUUGUGUCGAUGGAGUUCUUUGCUUAA
Molecule: messenger RNA, 888 nt
Organism: Cladophialophora immunda
Lineage: Eukaryota; Fungi; Ascomycota; Eurotiomycetes; Chaetothyriales; Herpotrichiellaceae
Product: fumarylacetoacetase
Exons: 2
Coding region: 1-888 (295 amino acids)
Biological process (GO): L-tyrosine catabolic process; L-phenylalanine catabolic process; homogentisate catabolic process
Molecular function (GO): fumarylacetoacetase activity
Source: RefSeq, a predicted model, not a curated record